GUAUUUAUAAAUGGAAAAAUGUUGUUCGGAUGAACAGACCUCGGAAACAUUUGCAAACAUGAUAAAUGUUAUUGCAGAAAAUUUUCAACUUAUUUAUGAUUUUGUCGAGGCUCUGAUCAUUGAUAAUAUACUGUCAGCUGAUUGGAAGGAUAUUGUUCUAGGUGUUCUGUUUGUAAUUCAUGCUGUUCUCAUAAUUCUUUUCUCAUUCUCUCGAUCUACCAUCUACACUUUUUCAAAGAAUGAAUGAGAGAAAAUAAACUACAAAAUGUUGAUUAAGUUCCUGUCUUCCUGUUCUUUUUGUCGUCAGUUCUCCACAUCUAGUUCCAGCAACAAGGUUAAAAACUCAGAGGAAUGGCACAAACGCCAUAUUAAGGACAGAUUUGUCCAGCAGUCCCGAGCAGAGAACUAUAGAGCUAGAAGUGCAUUCAAACUAUUAGAAAUACAGGACCGGUUCCAGUUGAUAAGAGAAGGGAACUAUGUUGUUGAAUGUGGAGGUGCACCAGGGGCCUGGACCCAGGUUCUAACCAAUAUUAUAGGUGGUAAGGGUAGAAUAGUAUCCUGUGAUCUGCUACUGAUUGAGCCAAUUCCAGGGGCAAUCACACUCUCUAAAACAGAUUUUACUCAUCCUGACUCUCAGGCAGCAAUUUUGAAGCAUUUAGGUGGCAGAAAAAUUGAUGUAGUUCUCAGCGAUAUGGCGCCAAAUCUUUCAGGAACGAAGGAGUUAGAUCAGAUGAUGACAACAAAUCUAGUCUAUUCUGUGAUAACGUUUAGUCUGAUGAACACAACAGCAGGGGGAGCUUUCCUCACAAAAACGUUCUUCGGAGAACAAACAAAAAGAAUUGUUGAUGACCUGCUGAAAUUUUACAGAAGCGUUGAAUACAUAAAGCCUGAAUCUAGCAGAAAGGAAUCCUCAGAACUCUAUCUUCUGGCACGAGAUUUCAAGGGAAUAAAGAAAAGAAAAUAAACCUCAUUAGCAGUGGCCAUAACACCCCUCAGAGAUUGAAAAAGAAAACUUUUAGGUCAAAAACAGUUCGGAAUCGUUAGGAUCGGAAAAACUCUUAAGAUUCAAAACACCCCAGUUUGCAUUUGCCCUUCUGUUUACUAAUAAGAACCUUGUUUAGUGACAAUUGUACGCGUUUUGUGUCUAUAACUUUUAUGCUUCUUUAUCGUUAAUGUAACUUUUAAGAAAUCUCUUAUGCUCAAAAAUAAUCAAUACAAUCAGAUAA
Eurytemora carolleeae is the source of this 1226-nucleotide messenger RNA. RefSeq names its product ribosomal RNA large subunit methyltransferase E (gene Mrm2). Gene Ontology annotation, molecular function: rRNA (uridine-2'-O-ribose)-methyltransferase activity. The transcript has 12 exons. The record is from RefSeq and is a predicted model, not a curated record. Bases 266 to 964 code for a protein of 232 amino acids. Gene Ontology annotation, cellular component: mitochondrion. Lineage: Eukaryota; Metazoa; Arthropoda; Copepoda; Calanoida; Temoridae. Gene Ontology annotation, biological process: RNA methylation.